UUCAGGUAUGGUAUCUGUGAAGAAGUUGAACAAAUCCGUUAUCGAGAAGGACAAGAAGAAAAAACCAAGAAGUUGAGAAAGAAAAAGCUGAAGUCUAAAUGUGAUGAGGCGCUAGUAAAUGGUGGUGAUGAGGGCAAUGAUGUUGGAGAAAUGAUGGACGCUGAGGAUGAGAUAGCCUCAGAUGAAGAAAAUGUUGUGAAGGCGGUUACAAGUGGAAACGCCGGCAAGAAGCAUCUCAGUGAUCUCCAGAAGUUGAAGGAAAGCGAUCCCGAGUUUUACAAAUUUCUUCAACAGCAGGAUGCAGAUCUACUUCAAUUUCAUGCCUCUGAUGAAGAGGAUGAAGAGACUGAAGCUCAUUUCGAAGAUGGAGAAGAGGAGGAUUUUCCUGAUGAAGAGCGAGAAGGUAGACUAUGGAUUUCUUGUGUUUGUCUGUUUUACUCAAACUCUGUUUCAUCAGAUUCUGACGAGACCGGGAAGCAUCUACCCAAGGCAAAAAAGGACAGCAGUGGACGGUUGAUCUUUGACGGUCGAAUGCUGGAUCAUUUACAAAGUGUGCUUGACCCGGAAGAUCAGAAGCGGCGGAUUCAAGCGGAAGAUGUCCGAUUUGCAGUCGAGGCAUUCAAUGCUUGUGUUUCUCGCGUGGGUGCGGAUAUUGACUUGCCGAAGUACAUCAUCAACGAGCAGAGGGUCUUCGACGAGACGGUGCGGUUAUGCUUUGAGAAACUUGGAGAUGCUUUUACAACUCUAAUCAGCGGUUCAGCACAAGUGAAAACUGAGGAGCAGACUGACGAAGAAGUAAAACAUCUAAAACUGAAGCAUAUCAAGAAAUACCAGUCUCCGUUGAAGCAAUAUCUUUCCAGCAUUUUGAAGUUUGCAAAUGAGGUUCAAACUUCCGAUGUCAUCAUUUCAACGCUCAAAGCGAUGCGCCGAUUGGUUGAUCUCUUCGCUCAUUUCAAGAAGAUUACAAAAAAUCUCUGCAAGGUUUUGGUGCGAAUUUGGUCCCGAAAAACUCUUGACUGCCGUGUAGGAGCUUAUGUGUGCAUGAUGCAGCUCGUAAAAUCUCAUCCAGAACAUUUUGUCAGCUUGUAUAAGAACUGUUAUCUCGGCUUUGUUACGAAUUCUCGCGAAGUUACGGCUGAGACCUGGCCUCUUCUGCAUUUUAUGCAC
Ostertagia ostertagi is the source of this 1167-nucleotide messenger RNA. The record is from the annotation of a GenBank genome assembly. Lineage: Eukaryota; Metazoa; Nematoda; Chromadorea; Rhabditida; Trichostrongylidae.